Molecule: messenger RNA, 5971 nt
Organism: Ctenopharyngodon idella (grass carp)
Lineage: Eukaryota; Metazoa; Chordata; Actinopteri; Cypriniformes; Xenocyprididae
Product: ras-related protein Rab-3C-like
Exons: 5
Coding region: 142-813 (223 amino acids)
Biological process (GO): protein localization to plasma membrane; protein secretion; regulation of exocytosis
Cellular component (GO): synaptic vesicle; endosome; plasma membrane
Molecular function (GO): GTP binding; GTPase activity
Source: RefSeq, a predicted model, not a curated record
CGGCCGGGAGCGCGCACAGCAGAGCGUCAGUGCGCGUUCUCUCUCUGGCGGCUGAUGCUGAUGCUCAGAGGACACGGAGUGAUUCGAGCAUCACCGGGAAGCGACUGAAUUAUCGUGCCAAAAUCUUCGGGCUUCGGUAGGAUGCGUCAGGACGGAUCCAUGCAGAUGGCUGCGGCACAGAAAGAAGGAUCUGACCAGAACUUCGAUUACAUGUUCAAACUGCUAAUCAUCGGCAACAGCAGUGUAGGAAAGACGUCGUUUCUCUUCCGGUAUGCUGACGACUCCUUCACGUCAGCAUUUGUGAGUACGGUGGGCAUCGAUUUCAAAGUCAAAACCGUCUACAAGAACGACAAGCGAAUCAAACUGCAGAUAUGGGAUACUGCCGGGCAGGAGAGAUACCGCACCAUCACCACGGCGUACUAUCGUGGAGCCAUGGGCUUCAUCCUCAUGUAUGACAUCACCAACGAGGAGUCGUUUGGAGCCGUCCAGGACUGGUCAACCCAGAUAAAGACGUACUCCUGGGACAAUGCACAGGUCAUCCUGGCGGGAAAUAAGUGUGACAUGGAAGAGGAGAGAGUGGUGUCUGUGGAAAAUGGGAGAAUGCUGGCAGAGCAGUUGGGUUUUGAGUUUUUCGAGACGAGCGCCAAGGACAACAUCAACGUGAAGCAGACCUUUGAGCGUCUGGUGGACAUAAUCUGCGACAAGAUGUCGGAGAGUAUAGAGACUGACCCCGCCGUUACCACCGGAGCCCAGGGAACGGCCCGGUUAACGGACAACCCUCCUCCACUACAGCAGCCUAACUGUGCCUGUUAGUGCUCAGUCUACAUGGUAGCAUAAGUGUGUGUGUGUGUGUGUGUGUGUGUGUGUGUGUGUGUGUGUGACACCCUUUAGAUGGAUGCAUAUAUCCUUUAAUGUCAUAGAAUGCAGGUGCUGGAACAACCUGAAUCUGAUUGGUGCAUGCCAGGAGUCAUGUGACCCAUAUACAACUACACCCAAUGGGAACAGAGCUGUCUCAAGCAAUGGCAAGCAACUUUUCAGUGUUUUAGAAACCAGGAUAGAUAUUAAUAGACUGAAAAAAUGAUUUCUUUGGUCAUCGGUUUUCAGUAUAGGUGGUUCUGUUGCGCCACUAGAGGGCGUUCACACAGGACACUUUCUUGCAGGAGUCUUUUUUAAAAUGUCUGAUGCACGUGAAUACAGACCAAGCGAACAUGUAGUGUACUUUGAACGCUCCUUUAGCCUGUUUUGUUCCAGCACCUCUGCACUAGAGUCACGUCUGUCUAUACGGUGCCUAGUUCAUUCUGACACACUGCUUUCUUUACUGUCAAUCAAAGUCUUAACGGCCUUUACAGCACUGUUAGUCAAGACCUCGCCCACAAGCAUGUUUAUCGCAUUUCGCUAAGCUCCGCGCCUCUUUCUAACGUGAACGGAAAGAAACUGGAUUUUUUUUUUUUUUGCCAGAGAUUUAGAUAAUUAGGAAGAUAUUGUAAUUAUUAACAACAUGAUUUUUUAUCAAGCUGCUUUGAAACGAUGUAUAUUGUGAAAAGUGCUAUAUAAAUAAAUUUGACGAGUUGAUUCUAAAUUUACACAUUUUAAAUUUCCAAACAUUUUAAUAUAAUUACAUUAUCACACAGGACUUCCAUAGAACACAGCUACAGCUUGCCUGGCAACAGUUGGAAAGGUGUGAUUGGUCAGAAUUUUUUUUAAAGGCGGGGCUUAGCAGAGGGUCAGGCGCUCAAAGGAAGGGACCUAAAGCACACACACACACGCAACUCCCUGUUUUUGUAGAUCAGGAAUUCAUCUCAUAUUAAACUAGUCAAAAUUUCCCAUCUUGCGGCGGCAGUGAUAUCAGCUGCAUAACUGCAGUGUGUGUGUGUGUGUGUGUGUGUGUACGCUGUAGAUUAUUAAAGAAUAUUAAAGUCACCUAUAUGAAUACAUGAUAUAUCUAGUGUACAUAGGUUUGUAUAUACCUCAGUCAGAUGAAUAUAAUGUUGUGGAUUCAAGUAGCUGUUCAAUACAGGGAAAAAAAAAGUGCAUUAAAUUGUUCUACGCAUUUAAUUUGAUCAUUGUAAAUGAAUUCACGCUGACUUGAUGAAGAUAUGAGAUAUUUAUUUAUCUAUUUAUUCAAAGCAAACAGACUUUACAGUGAGAAAAAGAUGAGCUGAGUGUGUCUGAAAAAGAAACGUUCUUCUAGAUGAAGUGGAGUUUGUGUUUUUUCCCCCCAAACCCUUUUUUUCUCCAUUUCUAUUUUCUGUUUUAUUGCUGUUGUCGGUUGUUUUUCUCUGCUGGCUAAAAAGCUACUUUGUGGAGGACGUGAUUUGCUGUCCCUGCUCUUAUCUUGUGUUACGCUCACGGCCGGAGAGGAUUCAGUGAUUUUAGAUGUUAUAAGGAAUCUGAGUCGGGUCGAAGCUCGCUGGAGCUCGUCUUGUAAAAUGAUGCAGUAAUAGCCAAGGGAAUGUGUCGGGCAGCUAUUUUCAGAAGUGUAUCAAUAUUUUAUCCGACAAACCUUACAUGACUUUGGCCGUGGAUGGAAAUUUUUUAAAUGUUUGAGUCAGAAAUACUGUAAGGAAGAGCAGUUCUAGGGUGAACGUCUGGAAAUCUGACAAUAUUCAGAUAAUAUUUCACCUCAAAAUGAAACAUUUUCACAUUUUUUUUACAGUACUAUUUAUCUAUCUAUAAACCGAUCAGGCAUAACAUUAUGAGCACUGACAGGUGAUGUGAAUAACACUGAUUAUCGGUCAGUAUCUAUCAAAAGUGGUCCAAGGAAGGAACAGUGGUGAACCAGCGACAGGGUCAUGGGCGGACAAGGCUCUUCGAUGGCUGGCCCGUGUGGUCCGGUCCAACAGACGAGUUGCUGUAGUUCAAAAUUGCUCAUGAAGUCAAUGCUGGUUCUGAUAGAAAGGUGUCAGAAUACACAGUGCAUCACAGUUUGUUGUGUAUGGAGCUGUAUAGCCGCUGACCAGUCAGGGUGCCCAUGCUGACCCCUGUCCACCACCGAAAGCGCCAACAGUGGGCACGUGAGCAUCAGAACUGGGGAACACAUGGCACCAGGAUGCACUGUGGGAAGAAGGCAAGCUGGCGGAGGCAGUGUGAUUCUUUGGGCAAUGUUCUGCUGGGAAACGUACCUCCUACCUAAGCAUUAUUGCAGACCAUGUAUUCCCUGGUGGCUGUGGCCUCUUUCAGCAGGAUAAUGCGCCCUGCCACAAAGCAAAAAUGGUUCAGGAAUGGUUUGAGGAGCACAACAACGAGGUUGAGGUGUUGACUUGGCCUCCAAAUUCCCCAGAUCUCAAUCCAAUGGAGCAUCUGUGGGAUGUGCUGAACAAACAAGUCCGAUCCAUGGAGGCUCCACCUCGCAACUUACAGGACUUAAAGGAUCUGCUGCUAACAUCUUGGUGCAGAUACCACAGCACACCUUCAGGGGUCUAGUGGAGUCCAUGCCUCGACGGGUCAGGGCUGUUUGGCAGCAAAAGGAAGACCAACACAAUAUUAGGAAGGUGGUCGUAAUGUUAUGCCCAAUCAGUGUAUAUAUAAAUAUAUAUAUAUCAUAACCACCAUAAACAUUGAGGGGGACAAGUCCCCCCCAAUAAUUAGAAAUGGCCAAAUUGUCCCCCCUAAUAUGUGAUAUUAUUGAUGCUGCUCUGCUGUACUCCAUUACGCACCGCUCUGUUUGUCGUUAGGAUGACAAAACAAGUUUUAAAAGUUACAUUUUUAGGCUGGUCUGUCUAACAGCACUGUCAGAAUGAGUGAGCUGGCCAAUCAAAUCAAAGAAGGCGGGGCUUACCAUUCACAGAAGACUAAUGUGGGUUUCGUUUUAGCAGUGAAAGAGUAUGUGGCAUGUAGCUAAACUUUUAAUAUUUGACGAUAUUGUUUUAUGAUUGGACAGUAAUAUCCAGUAACUACUCAAAAUAUUUAUGAAAUUUCGCUGUUUUGAAUUGAAAACAUGCUAUUAUUUGAUUAGUAAUAUUCAUGUGAUGUUUUGCGUUUUUGAUAUAUUAGAUAUACAAAUAAGAGUGAAUAUAUAUAUAUAUAUAUUUAUUUAUUUUUUUUUAAUAAAUUGAUUACUUAAUAACUACAAUAGACCUGGAACUUUGACCGUUCUUAUUCCCUUAAAUCCCUUUUAAUCUUUUAAUUAUUUAAUUCCUUUUAAUUAAAAAAAUUACCCAAUAACACAUCGGGGGAAAAAAUCAAUAUAUAUAUAUAUAUAUAUAUUUUUUUUUUUUUUUUCUCAAAUCAACACAACUUAUAAUAUUAAAACAGAUUUUCAUGAUGUUUAAAUACUUAAAAAGUAAAUACUAAUAUAAAGAUUUUAUUUGCAUUAUUGUAAUGAGAAUUUGGGACAAAAACACACUAAAUUAUCAUUAAUAUAAAAUGCACAACAACAACAAAAGACCCUAUUGGUCUUAAAAAUGGGCUUCAUUCUCUCUAUAUAAAAUAUAAUUUCUUAUCUUUCUUUUUUAUUUCAUUUUGGGCUGAAAUAUGACCUGCACACGUUCCUGACAGGUUUCAUGCGAUUCAUCGAUCUAUUUGUUUCUCAUCCCUAGAGAUUGUCCGACUUCCAUUGUGAUGUAUAAUAAUCUAGGUAGAAUUACGGUAAACUAGCCCUUAAAUGAUAAAACUACAUGGUGUGGUCUGUUUAUAUGUGUGGUCUUGUGAGUGUAGUACAUAAAGAAGCCUCUAUAACGUUAGGCCGACCAUAUAUCCGGCAUUAUUUAAAACAUAUCAUGGUCACAGGUGUACUGUAGACUGAAUUCGCCGGUACUUAUAUUGCUAAUAGUCCAUUGAUGUGUCCUCAGAAUAUAGAAAAUCAGUACUUUGUUUCCCCAGCACAAGCCACGUUUAGCAUCGUCCCUGCAUGAAACUGUAUGACAUCUCUAUUUAGAUACCUGUAUCUGUAUAAUCUUAUUUAUUUGUUCAUUUAUGCGUCCCUCGGUAUGUGGGGCGCAGUGGGCCAGCAAGUGCAAUAUUUCGAAUCCCUAUCUCUUGUAUAUAGUUGAAUGACUGUGUGUGUGUGUGUGUGUGUGUGUGUGAGUGUGUGUGUGUAGAGCGUCUCGAUGUGCCAUGCUGAUUUUGCACACUAUCUUAACCCACGUGUGGAUGAUCGCUCUGCCUCACCUUCAACUAUCUUUGUGCUGACAUUAACACAAAAUACUGUGGAGUUACAUAUAGGUGUGUGUGUGUGUGUGUGUGUGUGUGUGUGUGUGUGUGUGUGUGUGUGUGUUGGUGUAUAUACUAGUAUCUUGUUGCAAGUCAUCUCUGUGGUUUUUCUUUGUGUUUGUGUGUAAAUCUCAUUCAGUUAGAGCAUGCAUAGGGCUAUAAGAAUCACUCUACUGCAAAAGAGUAUUCAGUAGUUUUAUAAUAGCUGCAUUUCAGGUGUACAGCAUGCAUAAAAACUGCUUUUUAAAUAUGAGCUCAAAAAAAGGAGUGAAAAACAUCUAAAUAUAGGCUAUAGAAAAAAGUACUUGUACUAUAGUUCAGUAUCAGAUGGUAAUGAUACCUGUUGAUUCUACCAUGCUACAUGUCCAAAAAAACAUGGUACUUUAUGUUUAGAAAAGUAAACCUCUUUGUUUGAAUGAUUUAUUGUCAUAAUUGUGUCAUUAACACUACAGAUUUCAUGUAGGAACUCGUGUAGGAACAUAAUUAUGUUUAUUUUAAUUUUCUUCAAUCAUCUGUGGCGGUAAGCUACACGUGUAAAUACUAAUAUAAAGAUUUUUAUAUUAGUACUACUGUAUUGUCCACGAAAUGCGGUUUUAUUUUAAAUUUUGUGGUUUUAUUUUAAAUAUUUUAUUUAAAAAAGCUGGUUUGUGUGGAAAAAAAAAUCUGUUGGACCUAACUUGUGAUAUAUCCGCAGUGAUUUCUAAUAUUUUAGCUGAAGGAAUCACUCUAGAGCUGGUUAUUCUGUAUGUGUGGAGUGUGUAUGACAAACGUGUGUCGAUUACUGUUGAAAAUAUCAAUAAAUAUUCCUAUUGUGUUGAUA